Molecule: messenger RNA, 1185 nt
Organism: Naumovozyma dairenensis CBS 421
Lineage: Eukaryota; Fungi; Ascomycota; Saccharomycetes; Saccharomycetales; Saccharomycetaceae
Product: KH domain-containing protein
Exons: 1
Coding region: 1-1185 (394 amino acids)
Biological process (GO): 3'-UTR-mediated mRNA stabilization
Cellular component (GO): nucleus; cytoplasm
Molecular function (GO): mRNA 3'-UTR AU-rich region binding
Source: RefSeq, a predicted model, not a curated record
AUGUCUGAAACAGGUUCUAUCUCAUCCGCUACUCAAUCUAACCCACCACUAAAGGAUACCACAAUUGAAUCCACGAACCUCGACUCUGUUGAUACUGUCGCUUCGCCUGUUCCUACUCAAGGCAUUAGCGCUGACACUAAUACUGACGCAGCUACUACUACUGCACCAGCUGAAGAAGUCACCAUCCCAAAAGUUACUGAGGCCAAUGUUGAGCAUAGAUUCUUAUUAUCAUUAAGGGAAGCUGCUGCAUUGAUUGGUAAGAAAGGCGCCACAAUAAAGAGAAUUAGAGAAGACAAUGAUGUGAAAAUUGCAAUAAACGCAUCAUCUCCCUUAUGUACGGAUAGAAUCCUUCAAUGUAACGGUUCUAUUGAAAAUGUAUCCAAAGCAAUUGUUGAUUGUCUUAAAGUCAUUAAGGAAAAUGUCAAUAAACCAACUAAACCAUUCAGUUUCUCAUUUUUGAAUUCAUUAAUGUCCAAACCAACUACAUCUGAUUUUAAGAAUGUUAAGACCGAUGAAGAUUUAGAAAAUGUUCAAAGUAUAAGGUUGAUCUUAUCCACCAGUAUGAUUGGUGCUGUCAUUGGUAAAAACGGUAAUAUCAUUAAAAAAUUGAUGGAAGAUCACGAUGUUAGAAUCGUUGCUAGUAAGAGACAAUUACCAGAUAGUUUUGAACGUAUCUUGGAGAUUCAAGGGUUAGCAAAUGAAAUAGCUGAAUGUUUAACUGUAGUUAGUCAUAUUGUCUUAGCAAAUAGAGUUAUUGAUCCUAAGGGUGAAAGGCGUUAUGUUCCUCACGCUGAAAAGCAUGCUAGAAAUAAUAAUAAUACUAAUACUAAGAAAUACACUGGCAGUGUUGUUGUUCCUGAGAAGUAUGUUGGUACUUUGAUUGGUGUCAAAGGUUCAAGAAUUAAUAAUUUAAGAAGUUUCACCAAUACCGAGAUUAAUAUCGUAAAUUUUAAGGAUGAAGCUACCAAUGAAAAUAAAAGUAGAUUUACCAUUGUUGGUAAAUAUGAGAAAAAUGUUAAAACAGCAGAAAGUAUGUUGAUAAGAAAUUUGGAAGCUGAGCGUGUAAAAUCUAAAAACCGUGAGGCAAGGACUGGUGGUAAGAAAUCAGAUAAUCAAGCUGAUACAAACGUUUCCAAAAAAGGUGACGCUGUUAAUGCAUCAACCCCUAUUGCAGUUGAAUUUUGA